GAGAGAGGAGACUGUGACAUUAUUGUUUCUAUUACAAAUCUGGCUUCCUCUGCAGCUCUAAUGGAAGCAAGCGGCAGAGCGGUGGUGCAGGUGUUGUUAUUGGCGUUGGUGGUUCAGGUCACCCUGUCCCAGCACUGGUCCUAUGGAUGGCUACCAGGUGGAAAGAGAAGUGUGGGAGAGCUGGAGGCAACCAUCAGGAUGAUGGGUACAGGAGGAGUGGUGUCUCUUCCCGAAGAGGCGAGUGCCCAGACCCAAGAGAGACUUAGACCAUACAAUGCAAUUAAUGAUGAUUACAGCCAUUUUGACCGAAAGAGAAGGUUCCCUAAUAAUUGAAGAGCUACAAAAAAAAAAAAAUCUAUUUGCAUCAUCGUCAACACCAGUGAUGGAUCGCAGGACUUCAACGAAUCACCAUAUUUAUUGCACAGAUCGUUACAUGUAUGUCUGUAACAUUUAACAUUAUCAAAAUUGUAAUAAAGUUUUUGAAAUCUGA
Messenger RNA from Sebastes umbrosus (honeycomb rockfish), 490 nucleotides. RefSeq names its product gonadotropin-releasing hormone 3 (gene gnrh3). NCBI's taxonomy places the organism in Eukaryota, Metazoa, Chordata, Actinopteri, Perciformes, Sebastidae. Bases 61 to 333 code for a protein of 90 amino acids. The record is from RefSeq and is a predicted model, not a curated record. The transcript is spliced from 3 exons. Gene Ontology annotation, cellular component: extracellular region. Gene Ontology annotation, molecular function: hormone activity. Gene Ontology annotation, biological process: multicellular organism development.